Branchiostoma floridae (Florida lancelet) is the source of this 1354-nucleotide messenger RNA. Its product is annotated as NXPE family member 3-like. The transcript has 4 exons. Lineage: Eukaryota; Metazoa; Chordata; Leptocardii; Amphioxiformes; Branchiostomatidae. Bases 423 to 1346 code for a protein of 307 amino acids. The record is from RefSeq and is a predicted model, not a curated record.
CUCGCUCCAGACCCUUGCGAUUUAGCCCCGCCUAUUGUAAGCUCCUCGCAAUUCAGCCGCUGGCUGCAAAGAGUGAGUAGUCGGCCCACCCAAUAACAACAAUAACAAUACAUGCAUAUCUACAAUUUGACGCCUCUCUUGUUUUCGUAGAACAUGUUUGAACGCAUUUCCGACCCCAGAGUUUUUCGAUCACAUCACUCUGGCCAAAAUGUAAGGCAAGUUGCAAGAGAACUGCAUAACUUCGUCGCUGUGUAAAGUUCAUUUAAGACGGAUUCAAUAUUGUAGCAAUUCUAUUAGGCUGUUUUACAAUUUUCAUUAAUGCUUUGAAAUUAUGCCUCGAUGAUCGAUUGAUUAUUUUGACCAGUGAGUGCGAUGAAAACAGCCUGCAUGUCCGCCACACGCCGUCCCGGACUCUACAAGACAUGUCUACCGGCAUGUGUCUCCACCCGUACGGCGGGGCCGGUACCCCGGAUGAAGGCACACACGUCGUCAUCUUUAGCGGGUGUGAGGAGGAUAGACUCAUGUUCGAAUAUAUGGAAGAUCCUUCCACCUUGCCGAAGUGCACACCUUCCCCCGGAAGUGUCCGUCCGGACUCUGACGGGUUCUUCCUGCAUGACAAGUGGUAUAGUCGGCACUGCAACGCCAGGAGAUUCCCGGGGGCAGACAGCAUCUCACAGUGUCUGUCGGGGAAAAACCUGAUCAUCCAGGGGGACUCCACCGCCCGCCAGUGGUUCGAGCACCUGCACAUGACGCUCGGGCUCAGCACCAUCCGGCUGGCUCCGGACCUGGACAGCUGCCGGCUCGGGCCGUGCGCAGCACACAACAACCUCACUGACUUCCACAUGCACUUUCAGUUUCACAACUUCCCAGUGAACGGAAACCCCUUCAAAGUGCACAACAUGGAGUACAUUGUGGACGCACUGGAUCGACUAGAGGGCGGGCCCAGAGUCACCUUCGUGAUCAACAUCUGGGCUCACUUCACCCCGGAACCGGUGGACGUCUACCGUAGGAGGAUACUGGCCAUCAGGGACGCCAUCUUGCGGCUUCAUCAGAGAUCGCAGGACACACUGGUCGUGGUGAAGUCGGCCAACAUGGCAUUGAGCUCUUUUCCUCCAGACAGGCGGCCGAUCACGCCGGACUUGUACCUACAAGCCGAUGACUGGUACUCGGAGGAUUUUAACAACAUGAUGAGAGACGUUUUCUCGGAAACGAAGGCCGUUUUCUUGGAUGUUUGGGACAUGACGUCAUGUCACCAUGCGCCCCAUGAUAUCCAUCCGACAUGGGGUUUGGUGAGUGAAGAGGUCAACCUGCUUCUCGCCUACAUUUGUCCGGACAGAACACUGUAACGCUAGCC